GUGAGGGAUCGCGUUCGGAAGGACGUCCAAACAAACCGUAGCAUAGCCCGCAGAUAAACGCGAAUAUUUUCGGAUCAGUUUUUACAUGACUUGUACUAUUGUAAAUGUAUUUAUGCUGCUGCAUUAUAGAAGCCACACGUCGCAUUGAUUUGAAUUUGGUAUAAUGGUGUAGUCCAACUUUACCGCAGCGUGUCAAAUAAUAUGCUAAAGUCUGAACUGUAGAAUUGUAACAAGGGACUGAUGUCGGCAAAAACGAACACUAGCAAAUAUAAAGAUAGCGGCGAAGUGGUUAAAAACUACCACAAGCAAGCGUUUGAGUAUAUAUCCAAAGCACUACGGAUUGACGAAGAUGAUACAGGAGAGAAGGAUGAGGCUCUACAGUGGUACAAGAGGGGGAUUGUUGAGCUCGAAAGCGGCAUCGCAGUGACGAUAACAGGACAAGGAGAGCAGUAUGAGCGGGCCAAGAGACUUCAGGAUAAAAUGAUCACCAACCUCACCAUGGCUAAAGACAGACUUGCUCUUUUAGAGGCCACAUUGGCUUCUAAAGGCAGAGGUCAACCCCAAAAUGCGUCAAAUAAUGCUCAGAAACAAACAAAACCGCUUCCUAAAAGCGAGCCUAAGGUCCGAGGGAUGCCCAAAAAUAUCAGGCCCUCCACAGCAGGAAGACCACCUUGUAGAACCACUGAUUCAAAGGUAACCCCACAGGUGAUUAGACCUUCAAAACAGCCUCAUAAGAGGGAGCUGAAAAAUUUCAAGAAUGUGGACAGCAAACUGGCAAACAUGAUCCUGAAUGAAAUUGUAGACACUGCGGUGUCUGUAACAUUUAAUGAUAUUGCGGGCCAGGAUCUGGCCAAACAAGCACUCCAGGAGAUUGUCAUUCUUCCCGCCUUAAGACCAGAGCUCUUCACUGGCUUGAGAGCUCCAGCACGAGGUUUGCUCUUAUUUGGUCCACCUGGAAAUGGGAAAACCAUGCUGGCUAAAGCAGUUGCAGCAGAGUCAAACAGCACAUUCUUCAACAUGAGCGCAGCCAGUUUGACAUCUAAAUUUGUGGGAGAGAGCGAGAAGCUUGUCCGAGCAUUGUUUGCAGCUGCCAGGGAAUUACAGCCAUCUGUCAUCUUUAUUGAUGAAGUUGACAGCUUGCUUUCUGAAAGGCGGGAGGGUGAACAGGAGUUCUCCCGUCGUUUAAAAACUGAGUUCCUCAUUGAAUUUGAUGGGGUCCAAUCUGGAGGAGAUGACAGGGUGCUUGUCAUGGGAGCCACAAACAGACCUCAGGAGCUAGAUGAAGCAGUUUUAAGGCGCUUUGCAAAAAGGGUCUACGUGACAUUACCUGAUGAGAAGACGAGGUCCACGCUUCUGCAGCAUCUUUUAUCAAAGCAUGGGAGUCCGCUGAGGAAAAAUGAGCUGAGCUGUCUUGCAAAAGCAACUGCAGGAUAUUCUGGAAGUGAUCUGACAUCCUUAGCAAAAGAUGCUGCACUUGGGCCAAUUAGAGAAUUGGGACCAGAGCAAGUCCGGCACAUGGUUGCUAGUCAGAUGCGCAACAUCAAGAUGAAAGACUUUGAGGAUUCCCUGAAGCGCAUUAAGCCCAGCGUUAGCCCAGCAACUCUCAAUAUGUACAACCAAUGGAACAAAGACUUCGGUGACACAACCGCAUUUUGAAUUUAGUUCAGUUAUACAUUAGAAUGAAGGG
Messenger RNA from Phycodurus eques (leafy seadragon), 1687 nucleotides. RefSeq names its product spastin (gene spast). The record is from RefSeq and is a predicted model, not a curated record. The transcript is spliced from 16 exons. Gene Ontology annotation, cellular component: microtubule cytoskeleton. NCBI's taxonomy places the organism in Eukaryota, Metazoa, Chordata, Actinopteri, Syngnathiformes, Syngnathidae. Gene Ontology annotation, molecular function: ATP hydrolysis activity; ATP binding. Bases 241 to 1656 code for a protein of 471 amino acids.